GUACCGUACUGUAGUCUCCCUCUUUCUCCAGGCUAAACGCUCCAGCAUGCAAGACCGUGGCGGAAAGACCAAAUAUACCAAUCCUUCUGAGGGUCCAUAAACAUGUCUCUUACCCCUCUCGGUUACUCCACGUGUAGUCUACCGGUGUUACACACAGACUUUUUUUACUAGUACGAGUAAAAGUAAUUACUCAAACGUGGUUUGGUUGGUUUCUUUUUCAUCUCCGUCUGAUGGCCCAGCCUGUCUAGUUUACUCCGGCUCCCUACCAGCGCAGCGUGGGGGUGUGGUAGGGUUGGGUUUGCUCCUUGGUUGUGGCUGGUUCGAUGUUCUUCCCCCAGUUAUGGAUACUCAGUUUCCAACGAAUUGGCAUUGGGUCCCUCGCACGGACCUAGAUCCAUUCCCCCAAUUCGAGGCAAGCCAUUCGGCAGAUCUGUUUUUACGGCCUUUUUUGUUAGCGGUAUUGCUGUUUUUACUCUCUUUUUUUUUUUUUUUUUUUUGUUCUUGAAAUUGCAUUGAAAUUUUGAAGUUCGUAAAUGUUCUGUUCCCUCAGGAACCCUUACUCGAUAAGAAACCUUCAUAUAAUUCGUGGUCUAUCCUACUUAUCCGUACUCCUGCAUUCUAACACUUCUUUCCUAACAGUAUUUGCGUGGUUUAUGGAUAGGCAUAUAUAUAUUGGCGGGUUGCGGGUUAAAAUGGGUUAAUAAGUGCCCUUGAAGGCCCUCCCAUAGUCCAACCCUGAAUAGCUACUAGACUUGUUUUUCACUACCGACAACUCACUACUCUCAGGUCUUAUAUGCCCUACUCAGGUGAAUGGCCCACAACCACGAUCAAAGUUCCACAAGUGCUGGAGCCAACAUGUCUUCGUCACUCCAACCUAACGCAGCACCUUCUAUUGAGACUGGACUCUCAACGGAAAGCUCAAGCCAAGAAGGAUUACAAAAUUACCUUAUGGAAGCGGAUAGUUUCCCCCCAGAUCUCUCGGACGAUCAGGGGAUUGGUGACGAUUUAUCCACGUAUACUGCUUCUCUUUCCUCCAGCGUGUUGAAUUAUCAAUACGAAAACGGUCGCAGAUACCAUGGCUAUCACCGAGGAAAUAUUAAUAGCGGAAGGCUGUACUGGGCACCCAUUGAUCCCAAUCCACAAAAGAUCCUGGACAUCGGCACUGGCACCGGAGCUUGGGCAAUGGAUAUGGCGGAUAUGCAUUCUUCAGCCCACGUUAUCGGGACGGACUUAAGCCCUAUCCAACCCGGCUGGGUUCCGCCGAAUCUAUCCUAUGAGAUUGAUGACGCAGAAAGCGAAUGGACAUACGGGGGAAAAACUUUCGACCUUAUCCAUACCCGCUAUUUGACAGGAUCAUUCGCGGACUGGCCAAAAUUCAUAGAAAGAUCAUUCCGAACUCUAACGCCCGGGGGGUGGCUUGAGUGCCAAGAAAUUGAUAGCCGUAUCCUCUCUGAUGACGGGACCCUCCUGCCAGACUCAGCCCUUGCCAGAUGGAGCCGACUUCUCCACGAAGCAGCAGAAAUUUAUGGACGCAGCGUUGUAGUAGCCUCUAAAUUAGCGGGUUGGAUGGAGAAUGCGGGAUUCGUGAACGUUACCAACCGAUGCUUCAAGCUCCCGAACAAUGCUUGGCCUAAAAACUCCAGAAUGAAAGAAGUAGGAAUGUACCAAAUGGUCAACUUCCUGGACGGCUUGGAGGCUCUCACGAUGGCGCUGUUCACACGGGCACUUGAGUGGACACCAGACGAGGUGAAGACCUUCCUGGUUGAAGUUGAGAAGGAUAUUAAGAAUAAGAAUAUUCAUUCUUAUCUUAAUUUUUACGUCGCAUACGGGCAGAGACCGGAAUAGUGCAUGAGGUAUCACUCGACCUGAGGGACAGAGGACCAAAGGACUUGUGAGAAUUAGGCUUAGUGCCGUUGCUAAAAAAGGGAUAGGGGUGUUGGAGGCCAAUAGCAUGUUAUCAAACCUCUUUCUCUUUUUCCAUAUCCGUUCUACUUGAUAAAUAUACAGAACAGACAUCAAUCAC
Molecule: messenger RNA, 2023 nt
Organism: Tuber melanosporum (Perigord truffle)
Lineage: Eukaryota; Fungi; Ascomycota; Pezizomycetes; Pezizales; Tuberaceae
Exons: 9
Coding region: 856-1845 (329 amino acids)
Molecular function (GO): methyltransferase activity
Source: RefSeq, a predicted model, not a curated record